Molecule: messenger RNA, 936 nt
Organism: Pelodiscus sinensis (Chinese soft-shelled turtle)
Lineage: Eukaryota; Metazoa; Chordata; Testudines; Trionychidae
Source: RefSeq, a predicted model, not a curated record
AUGGGAGAGACGGUCACCCCAAAUCACACCAUGGCAACUGAGUUCAUCCUUCUGGGACUCUCCUCCAACCCACAGACACAACUGAUCCUCUUUGUAGUCUUCCUGCCCAUCUACCUGCUGACCUUGGCUGGGAACAUCCUUAUUAUAAUCACCGUUGUCCACGAUCGGCGCCUUCACACACCCAUGUACUUCUUCCUCUCCAACCUCUCCUUCAUUGACGUGUGCCAUGCCUCGGUCACUGUGCCCAAGAUGCUGUUUGACUUCCUCGUCACAGUGAAAAUCAUUACCUUUGGGGGUUGUGUGGUACAGAUGUUCUUCCUCCACCUUUUCACCUGCACAGAGAUCUUCCUCCUCACCAUCAUGGCCUAUGACCGCUACGUGGCCAUCUGCAACCCUAUGCACUACCUCACCAUCAUGAACCACAAGGUCUGCUUGCUGCUGACUGGUGCUGUGUGGCUGGGUGGGACCGUGCACUCCAUAGCUCUAACCGGCAUGACAAUCAAUCUGCCCUACUGUGGGUCCCGGGAGAUAGACAACUUUUUCUGCGACGUGCCACCGGUCAUCAGGCUGGCCUGCACCGACACCUACAUCAUCGAAGCACUCAUCAUCGCCAACUCGGGGCUCAUCUCCGUGAUCUGCUUCGUGGUGCUGGUGGGUUCCUAUGGUGUCAUUCUGGUCUCCUUGAGGAACCGCUUCUCCGAGAGGCGGCACAAAGCCUGCAUCGCCCACCUGACCGUGGUGACGCAUUUUCUGGGUCACUGCAUCUUCACCUACUCCCGCCCUUCCAUCAGCUUCCCCGAGGACAAGGUGGUGUCGGUGUUCUUCACGGCCAUCACCCCCUUGCUCAACCCCAUCAUCUACUCCCUCAGGAACGAGGACAUGAAGAGGGCGCUCAGCAAGCUCCUGGGGAGAAAAGUGGAUGCCGAGGAGAAAUAG